UAUAUGCUGGACGUGAUAAGCGCAUGACUACAGUAUUCCCCGUCAGUAGUCGACUAUCCCAGUUCAGUGUAAAAGUGGUUGGUUCGAGCGAUUCUUUUAACAAUUCUAGCAAUGGGUUGGACAAGACCGGAAGAACCAGCCUUUCCUGCCGUUUGGUACACUUUCCAGGCCAAUGAUGUUGAUAGCGACCAGCUGGUGACGUACCGCGUUGAGGAUCUUACCGAGGAUCGCCACGCUGACAUGAUCCAGCAUUUUUUGGACAAUUUCAUUGACGAUGAACCGCUCUGUGAAAGCAAACAGCUUUCGAAGGACGAACUUUCCCAGGGGGAAAUCAGUUUCUUUUGGCGGAUGUGUUUCAGCGAGAAAACGACCAUCGUCUGCUAUAAGGAAGGCUCGGACGAGAUUGUUGGAGCGAACCUGCUUCAUGUCAAAGAGUUAGAGAAAUUGGCCGAUUUAAAAUUACAAAGUGAACGAAUACGGGACAUAAUAACGACAAACGAGUACAUGACGGAACAGUUCAAUAUCGGCGAGCGAUAUGGCGUCGAUCGAUAUCUGACCGCGUACGGUUUGGCCAUCAACCGGCGCUAUCGGGGACGGGGCAUAGCAACGGCCAUGCUGAAGGCACGCGUUCCCAUGUGCCGAGCAUUCGGGCUUAAGCUGACGUCGACUAAUUUCACUGCUCUUGGGUCGCAGCUGGCUGCAGCCAAGGCAGGCUUCGAAACGGAUUUAGAAGUCACGUAUGAGGACUUUGCUAAAAUGGGACCGCGGUACUCAUUUCCCGGAAUUCGAUCGAAGAGUUUGAAACUGAUGAGUUUGAAAAUCGAAUAAAGAUAUGGAAAAUAUGUUAUUUAUGUGCAGAAAGCUUAGGGUCUAUUCACAGAUUAGAUAUGAAAUAUGUCAUUUGAAAACUAAGAAUAUCUGAUGAUAUUGAAAAUAUCCAUAUCCAUUGGAAUGAACUUUUAUGAAAAAUAACGAAUCAAAGUACUAAAAUAUCCACAAAGUAGAUCCGGAAAAAAGUCAUCCAAAGAACCCCGGAACUCAAGCUGGGGGAUGCAAGUAUAAUGUUUCUUCUAACUUUCAGCAAAGGUUUUAGUUCUCCAUAUUUACUCAAUGCUGGGAACGCUGCAAUUAAAGUUUUAAAAAUAAAUGAAUAAAUAA
Messenger RNA from Topomyia yanbarensis, 1158 nucleotides. RefSeq lists its product as uncharacterized. The transcript has 3 exons. The record is from RefSeq and is a predicted model, not a curated record. The coding region runs from base 112 to 828 and encodes 238 amino acids. Gene Ontology annotation, molecular function: N-acetyltransferase activity. Lineage: Eukaryota; Metazoa; Arthropoda; Insecta; Diptera; Culicidae.